AAAUUCAUGUGGAAACUGGAACCCAAUUUGAAUAAUAAAUAAAUGCAAGUUAUCUUUCACAAACGGACAUUUUCUUCAUCAACUCCACUCCUUCAGAUUCAGAAUGUAAAAAAUCCAAUCCCCAUUUCACUUCUAUCCAUUAACUAAAGCCGUUUAUGGCGGAAGAACACAAAACGCAUUCCACCGCCCAACAACAAAAAAAUCCCACAUCACAGUUCCAAUUCUUCAAACACCCUUUCGGAUUCGGAUUCACACCUCCAAUUACUAACCAAUUUAAAUAAAUAUAUAUUUAAAAAAAAACAACAUCACCAUGGCCACAGACGCAAAAACACCAACACCAGCAGCGAAAUUUCAGAACGCAGAGUUUCGGGAAUUAACGGCGCCGUUAACCUCCCAAGACGGCCUCCGUUUCUGGCAGCUAAUGAUCUCCGGUUCCGUCGCUGGCUCCGUCGAACACAUGGCCAUGUUCCCCGUCGACACUGUCAAGACCCACAUGCAAGCCCUAGGCACCUGUCCGCUCAAACGAAACGUCACCGUUUCGCAAGCCCUAAGAACCAUCAUCACGUCGAACGGAGGGCCCAUCGCUCUCUACCGCGGAAUCGGCGCAAUGGGCCUGGGCGCAGGCCCGGCCCAUGCGGUCUACUUCUCCUUCUACGAAACCUGCAAGACCUUCUUCUCGCGCGGGAACCCUAACAAUUCAUUGGCGCACGCUGUUUCCGGUGUAUGCGCCACUAUUGUGAGCGAUGCAGUGUUCACGCCGAUGGACAUGGUGAAGCAGAGGCUUCAGCUGAGUGGUGCGAAUGGUUAUCGUGGUGUCUGGGACUGUGUGAAGAGGGUGAUGAGUGAGGAAGGGUUUGGUGCUUUCUAUGCUUCGUAUAGGACCACUGUGUUGAUGAAUGCGCCUUUUACCGCGGUCCAUUUCGUUACUUAUGAGGCUGCCAAACGCGGCCUUAUUGAGGUGGCGACACCGGAGAGCGCCGAUGACGAACGGUUGGUUGUUCAUGCGACUGCUGGUGCCGCUGCCGGUGCUUUGGCCGCAGCGGUUACUACUCCACUUGAUGUUGUUAAAACUCAGUUACAGUGUCAGGGUGUCUGUGGAUGCGAUAGGUUCGAAAAUGGUUCAAUUGCAGAUGUUUUAAAAACAAUAGUGAAAAAGGAGGGAUACAGAGGGCUCAUGCGAGGAUGGAUUCCAAGGAUGCUGUUCCAUGCUCCUGCAGCCGCAAUCUGCUGGUCAACGUACGAGGCAGGGAAGUCCUUUUUCCAAGAAUUAAAUCAGAGUAAAGACAGCAGCACUAUCAUAUGAACAAAUGGGGUUAGAAUACCCCUUGUUCUGUCCUUUAUUUAUUUGUCAACAUCAUUGGUAUAGAGCUUCUUCAAUCAGGGCCUAAACCCUAAACCCUGCCAAUUUUGAUAAAUAAUUCUUAAAAUUGUAUUUUUAUUAUUUUUGUUUAGUUCAUUGUAAUAUUUAUACCUUUUACCACAAGGUAAAUCCUUGAAUACAUCCUCUAUCCCACGCUUAUAGCAAAACCAUAGUUUAAGGAUUUAUGAUAAUGCAUUUGUUUCUUUA
This is a messenger RNA of Arachis ipaensis, 1567 nucleotides long. NCBI's taxonomy places the organism in Eukaryota, Viridiplantae, Streptophyta, Magnoliopsida, Fabales, Fabaceae. The record is from RefSeq and is a predicted model, not a curated record.